GCUCUGUGGUGAAUCCUGUGGUCACUGGUCAAAUUAUACCUAGUUAGGUACCUACUUGCAUACCUAGAUAAUAGACUUUUUGUGGUCAAUUUGACUCAAAUCCACUCAAAUCCAAAUUCCAAAGUACCCUAUAAUGUAUAGGUCAAAUCCAAUUGUCAACUUUCUCAAUUGAAUAAUAUUAAUCUCGUUAUUGAAAUCCAUAGGUACUUUACUUGCUCUGUGAUGAAAUCUAAGUUUUUUUAACCCAAAAAUUAUAUUUAAAAUGUGAUUUAAUAUCGGUACAAAUAAGUGUUGAAUGUGCAAUUUACCAUAAAAUUUCUGCUGUUGAAACUGUUCAAUAUUUGUUAACCUUUGAAAACUAUUUGCAACAUAUACCUACAUAUAUUAUAAUAUUAUGAUACAUUAAAAUUAUAAAUGUGCACUGUGACCGUCAUAUAUCAGAAUCUAUAACACUUGCCAAAUAAUGUGCAAGUACGUAACGUAAUUACUUUGCGUUGUGUUGAAGUCCCGAGUACAUAGAAUAACAGAUACAAGGGUAUUAUUGAUAAAAUCAUGGAGAUUUUUGAGAGAAUUUAUCGCCAGAUUAUGCGAAAAUUGAAUGACCUCCCGGUAACUAUUACUAAAACAGUGGAUAUAGUCAAUAAAUCUGUAAACAAUGUGAGAGUUCCACCUCUGACAAGAGACAAUGUACUUUUCUAUUAUUUGCCUUUGCAAGGGAUUGUUAGUUACACAACUUUGUCUGUUAGUGUUAUGAAUCCACAUUUAAUGGUCAGGUUGUUUCCUCGGAGAGAUAUAACAGAUGUGUUAUUUUUAUCAGCCGGAGGAGGUGCUGGUCUUUGGCUGUGGGCGAGACCACACAUAGCUGCCGCUACACCAGCUAGGCGUUUUUCAUGGGCCUUUUUAGGUGGUUGUCUUUGGCCUCUUGGAUCCAUAUUCCUCUGGGCGAUUUUAAAAAGUUCUAUUGGACAAAGACCAAUUAUGGGGACUGUACUUGGAAUCACUACAGGAGCAAUGCUUACAAAUAUAGCGGUAGACUACUUCCAUUAUGUAGAACUCAUGUUCUGUGGAGAAGUUCGUUUACCGGACGAUCCAUAUAGCCCUAAUAGUGAUGAUGAAAAAUAUGAUAUUGAUCUUUAAAACAAGAACUUUUAUGGUAUUAUUUACACACACAUUCACAAUUAUUGUGUAGCACUCCACUCUGUAAGAUAAAUUUUAUUUAUGUUAUCUAAAUGCAAGCAAUGUAGUUUUGACUCUUGUUAUUGUUAUAUAAAUCAUGUUUGUUUAUAUCUGGUAAAGCUUGAAUGUUUGCUUAAUAGCUUUUAAUAUAUUUUAAGAAAAUAUAUGUAAAAAUUGGUCUCUAGUCUGUGUAUGAAUUAAUUAUUAAAUAUAUUGGAAAGA
Colias croceus (clouded yellow) is the source of this 1398-nucleotide messenger RNA. RefSeq lists its product as uncharacterized. Lineage: Eukaryota; Metazoa; Arthropoda; Insecta; Lepidoptera; Pieridae. The transcript has 2 exons. The record is from RefSeq and is a predicted model, not a curated record. The coding region runs from base 553 to 1137 and encodes 194 amino acids.